CACAGGACACGUGACCAGAGGCUGGCGGCGGCACAGGAGCUGUCAUGGCGGACAACAAGGAGAUGAAGGAAGUGUAUGACUACAUCGUGGUCGGGGCCGGCGUGCAAGGUUCCUUCACGGCUUACCAGCUGGCCAAAAAGAAGAAGAAAACUCUCCUCCUUGAGCAGUUUACUGUACCUCACACUAGAGGAAGCUCCCAUGGUCAAACCCGCAUGAUUCGCAAGGCGUACGAGCAGGACUUGUACACUCUCAUGAUGGAUGAAGGCUAUGAACUGUGGGCCACACUGGAGAGGGAGGCUGGAGUCACGCUGUUCAGGCGAACAGGACUUCUGGUGAUGGGACCAGAGAAGAGUCAGAGCUACAUUGGCUUUAAGAACAGCUUGGAGAAGAACAAGAUUCCUAUGGUGGUUUUGACUCGGGAGAACUUCCAUCAGCACAUACCUAAUGUCGUCCUGGCUGACGGGGAUGGUGCUUUUGUGGACACCACUGCUGGGAUCUUAUAUGCAGACCGGGCCCUCAAGGUGGUUCAGGGCCAGUUUGAGAAGUUGGGUGGUGUCCUGCAAGACCAAGAGAAGGUGACAGACAUCAAGCCUGGCCCUAUGGUGACCGUGACAACGUCUGCUGGUGUUUAUCAAGCCAAGGGUGUUGUCAUUACUGCUGGACCUUGGGCUAAUAGAGUGCUGCUCCACACUGGCAUACAGCUUCCACUGCAGGUUGUUAAAAUUAAUGUAUGCUAUUGGAAAGAAAAGAUAGCGGACACUUACCAUGUGAAGAAACGCUUCCCGUGCUUCUUGCUGUCUGAGGGCGAGGAGGCCAAAGACCACAUCUACGGUCUGCCUUCCAAUGAAUACCCCGGUCUGAUGAAGAUUUGCUACCAUAGCGGCAGUCAGACAGACCCUGACCAGAGAGACAAGCAGACAGACAAGUCUGAGAUUGACAUUCUUCGGCGCUACAUCACCAAACAUCUCCCUGGCCUCAUCCCUGAGCCUGCUGUGGUGGAGAGCUGCAUGUAUACGGUAACACCCGAUCAUCAUUUUGUGCUGGACUGCCACCCUGCUUACGACAAUAUUGUAAUAGGUGCAGGAUUCUCAGGUCAUGGCUUCAAGUUUGGACCCAUCAUUGGUAAGCUGCUCUGUGAACUUAGCCUGGGAGAGAUGCCCUCCUAUGACCUUUCACCUUUCCGCAUGGCACGCUUCCAGACAAUCAUCAAGUCACCCUUGUAGGAAGGACUGUCAUCCAUAUUUCAUGUGAUCAUCAAGUCAUCCAUAUUUCAUGUGAUCAUCAAGUCACCCUUGUAGGAAGGACUGUCAUCCAUAUUUCAUGUGAUCAUCAAGUCAUCCAUAUAUCAUGUGAUCAUCAAUGUCAUGUGAGAGAUAUCAACUUAGAUUGUAAACAUCAAGCAUGUAAGACUUCUGUGGGAAGGCUCAUCUUUCCAAAGAUUGAAAUAUUAGUGAGAUGAAUGAAUGACUUUGAUUUAAGAUGUGAAAAGCUGAAGGAAGAAAAGUUUCAUUCCGAUGCACUUAAUUGUUAAAAGAAGAUGUUGAAUAAGUGUUGUUAAAGAAGAUGUUGAAUAAGUGUUGUUAAAGAAGAUGUUGAAUAAGUGUUGUUAAAGAAGAUGUUGAAUAAGUGUUGUUAAAGAAGAUGUUGAAUAAGUGUUGUUAAAGAAGAUGUUGAAUAAGUGUUGUUAAAUAAGUGUUGUUAAAGAAGAUGUUGAAUAAG
Messenger RNA from Entelurus aequoreus (snake pipefish), 1719 nucleotides. It is a transcript of the gene pipox, whose product is annotated as pipecolic acid oxidase. The coding region runs from base 45 to 1223 and encodes 392 amino acids. Gene Ontology annotation, molecular function: L-pipecolate oxidase activity; flavin adenine dinucleotide binding; sarcosine oxidase activity. Gene Ontology annotation, cellular component: peroxisome. The transcript is spliced from 8 exons. Lineage: Eukaryota; Metazoa; Chordata; Actinopteri; Syngnathiformes; Syngnathidae. The record is from RefSeq and is a predicted model, not a curated record.